Molecule: messenger RNA, 1152 nt
Organism: Trichoderma virens Gv29-8
Lineage: Eukaryota; Fungi; Ascomycota; Sordariomycetes; Hypocreales; Hypocreaceae
Exons: 1
Coding region: 1-1152 (383 amino acids)
Source: RefSeq, a predicted model, not a curated record
AUGGCAUCAGUCUACGCCCCAGCCCCAGAGCCGAAAACCGAGCUGGGGAGAUAUCGAAUCCUUUCUUCUACGGCUGGUAUUCGUGUGUCGCCUCUCCAGUUAGGAGCGAUGUCUAUUGGUAAUGGGUGGUCCGAGUUCAUGGGCUCGAUGGAUAAAGAGCAGUCUUUUAAACUUCUUGAUUAUUUCUUCGAAGCUGGUGGCAACUUCAUCGACACUGCAAAUUGCUAUCAAGAUGAUGAUUCCGAGGCAUGGCUCGGCGAAUGGAUGUCGGCACGAAAGAACCGUGACCAGAUGGUCAUUGCUACAAAAUAUACGACUGAUUACAAGUCGUACGCCCUCGGCAAAGGGCGGACGCCUAAUUCUUCUGGCAACUCGCGACGAAGCAUGCACAUGAGUGUCCGUGACUCACUCCUCAAACUUCAAACCGAUUGGAUCGACAUACUCUAUGUUCAUUGGUGGGACUUUACCACUUCCGUCAAAGAAAUCAUGGAUAGCUUGCACGUUCUCGUUGAGCAAGGCAAAGUCCUCUAUUUAGGGGUAUCAGACACCCCGGCUUGGAUCGUGAGUGCGGCUAAUGAAUAUGCUGCUGCGUUUGGAAAGACUCCGUUUAGCAUUUACCAGGGUCGCUGGAAUAUUAUGCUACGUGACUUUGAAAGGGAAAUUAUCCCAAUGGCCCGUCAAUAUGGAAUGGCUCUUGCGCCAUGGGAUGUUCUCGGCGGAGGCAAGUUCCAAACGAAGAAGGCCUUAGAAGAACGGGCGAAAAAGGGCGAAGGCCUACGUUCUACACGCGGCAAUGACCAAAAUGAGGACGAGAGGAAAUUCAGCGAGGCGUUGGAGAAGGUUGCCAGUGAACAUGGCAUCGAGUCCAUUACGGCAAUUGCACUCGCUUAUGUACGAGCCAAGGCCACUCGUGUAUUUCCUAUGGUCGGCGGCCGCAAGAUCGAGCAUCUUAGAGAUAACAUCCAGGCCUUAAGCAUCAAGUUGUCGCAAGAGCAGGUAGCGUACCUGGAAAGUGUGAAGCCCUUCGAAAUUGGAUUUCCCAACAACUUCAUCGGGCCCGAUCCCCACGUCACGGGUCAGUUCACGGGGCUGGCGGCGGCAAGCGCAGCCCUGCAAGUUGAACAGUUACCCAAGCCGACGGGUCUUGCUUGA